GCAAUUUCUGUAUAGCCUCCAGAUGCAGCAUAUGCUAGUGGUGUCAUCCUAUCUUUAUCUUUGACAUUAGGAUCAAUGCUUUCUUUUGAGAGUAGUUGUAUAGCAAUAUCUGUGUAGCCUCCAGAUGCAGCGUAUGCUAGUGGUGUCAUCUCAUUUAUGGACUGUGCGUUCGGAUCAGCCUUCCCUGUAGCAAGCACCUUAUCCACAAGGGCUUUAUGACCACCCCAUGCAGCGUAGAGCAAUACAGCUUCUGCGCACGUGCUAGUCAAGCCGGGGAAGGAUUUAUCCAUAGUGACCAGUAGCUCUACAAUUUCAACCCAUCUAUUGUGUGCUGCGUAUCGGAGCAUACAGUUCCAAUUUUCGUCUGAGAGGGCACCCUCCUUGCAGCCCAAUUCAUAGAUUGCCUUGAUUAUGGGGGGUGCUGCGCACUCGACUGCCAGUGUCAACGGCGUCUUGCCGUUCUUGUUCAUGGCAUUGACAUUAACAGGCUGUAUUUCUAACAGUCGAUUGAAAACAAGCUCGUCAUUAAGCUCGAUGGCAGAGAAUAAGAGGGCAGAGAUAUCGGCAUUGUUUCUCGCUAUCAGUAUAUCAAACAUGUUCUCCCGUCCGUAUUCUAUGGCACAGCGUAGUAGUGUUACCUUAGCCCUAAUUCGAGCACUCGAAUUAAUCUGAUCCAUAGUAAGAAGUUUGAUGAACAUAGCUUCUCGAUCAAACUGAAUGGCGUAACGGAGCGCCAUAUCGAUCCAGGCUGUAG
Aspergillus welwitschiae is the source of this 754-nucleotide messenger RNA. RefSeq lists its product as uncharacterized. Bases 412 to 672 code for a protein of 86 amino acids. The record is from RefSeq and is a predicted model, not a curated record. NCBI's taxonomy places the organism in Eukaryota, Fungi, Ascomycota, Eurotiomycetes, Eurotiales, Aspergillaceae. The transcript is spliced from 2 exons.